AGCUAGGUUGUCAAAUCAUUAUAUGCAUAUCUUUAAACUAUUAGUAAUUUAUUUUCAUCUCAUACAACUCUAAGUGAAAAUGACAGUUUUAAGUCGUGGUUAAAGUUACUGUGGUAUAAUUUGUAUCUGCUCGCUCAGGUAUAGAAAAUCUGCCAUUUGAACUGCAGAGGAAUUUCCAGUUAAUGAGAGACCUGGACCAGCGGACAGAGGACCUUAAGGAGCAGAUUGACUCCAUGGCACGUGAGUACACUGCCAAUGCGCGGACUCUGUCUUCAGAGCAGAAGGUGUCACUCCUGCGGCAAAUCCAGCAGUCCUACAGCAAGUGCAAGGAGUUUGGAGAUGACAAAGUGCAACUGGCCAUGCAGACUUACGAGAUGGUUGACAAACACAUCCGGAGGCUGGACACAGAUCUGGCUCGCUUUGAGGCUGAUUUGAAGGAGAAGCAAAUUGAGAGCACUGACUAUGACUCCACCUCCAGCAAGGGCAAAAAGAGUGAAUCAAGGUUGCCCAAAGAGAAGAAAGUGGCUCGAACUCGGUCGAAAGUGAAGAACCCAGAAGAGGAUGGAAGCCCAAAGAAUGGACAAAAGAAAGUCAAACUUAAUCACACGGGGGAGUUCAGUGCACCGUCUGUGAAUUUCGGGAACGUCCAUCCCUCCGAUGUGCUGGACAUGCCGGUGGAUCCAAACGAACCCACAUACUGUCUGUGCCACCAGGUCUCCUACGGGGAGAUGAUUGGCUGCGAUAACACAGAUUGUUCCAUUGAGUGGUUCCACUUUGCUUGUGUGGGAUUGACAACUAAGCCAAGAGGCAAAUGGUACUGUCCACGGUGCUCUCAAGAAAGAAAAAAGAAGUGACUGAGGUAGAAGCGCUCAUUCAGAGGAGUGGAGAGAGAGAGGGAGAGAGAAAGAGGGGAGGAGGGGACAGUGUAUGUGCUCCCUCUUUUCACUCAAGUAAUGAUAUGAUCUCCUUUUCCCUCUCUGCAGUAUUUGGUGCUUUUUUUGUUCUCCUAUUCCCUGUUUCUGGCACAGGGAAGGAAAGCUGCAGGUGUAACUACAGCUGUAUUUUCAGUUUAAGCAUUAUGUUUUCAGUGACUAUUUUGUUGAUGUUUGUGGUUUUUUUUAACUGAGUUUAAAAAGUUAAAUAUAAACAGCAUUAAUCCAGCACUUUCUCCUUGACUGGAAUGUUUAUUAUACUGUACUCUAUCAUACUGUGUUCUGUUAUUCCAUAUUAUAUUAAACAUCUUGUGUACUGCAUCAAUUUAUUUUGGAAGGGGUAAUUUCUAAGGGCAUACUUUAUAUACUGAAGAUUCACAGGGCUAAACUAUGUAGUAAGUUAUGUUUGUGUGUAAUGUAGUUUAUCGUUACAGGAAGACCUGCAAAACAUGGACAGUAUUAUAACCUGGACUCAGACCUAUGUAACUGAACUGUGCUACUCUACCUUUGUUGGCUAGAAUGGUUCGUAAAUAAUGAUGUAGUGGCAAAAACCAAUGUAAAUAACUGAUAACGAAUUGAGAAAUGUACGACUUGUUCGGAAUUGUUAAAUACAAUUAUUACAUUGUA
Molecule: messenger RNA, 1559 nt
Organism: Brienomyrus brachyistius
Lineage: Eukaryota; Metazoa; Chordata; Actinopteri; Osteoglossiformes; Mormyridae
Gene: ing4
Product: inhibitor of growth family, member 4
Exons: 8
Coding region: 183-854 (223 amino acids)
Biological process (GO): positive regulation of apoptotic process; regulation of DNA-templated transcription
Cellular component (GO): nucleus
Source: RefSeq, a predicted model, not a curated record